UUGAGAUGCUUCCAUUAAUUGGAAAAACAAUCAUCUUUGAUAACUUUCCUGAUCCUUCUGAUACAUGGGAAAUCACCGAAACAAUUGGCAAAGGAACUUACGGGAAAGUUUUUAAAGUGUUGAAUAAGAAAAAUGGCCAAAAAGCAGCAGUCAAAAUUCUGGAUCCGAUUCAUGAUAUUGAUGAAGAGAUUGAAGCAGAGUAUAGUAUCUUAAAAACUCUUUCUGACCAUCCUAAUGUGGUCAAAUUCUAUGGGAUGUACUUCAAGAAGGAUAAAAUAAAUGGAGAUAAGCUUUGGUUGGUUCUUGAGCUGUGCAAUGGAGGAUCAGUGACUGAUCUUGUGAAAGGAUUUCUGAAAAAGGGGAAAAGAAUGAAUGAGCCCAUAAUUGCCUAUAUUUUACGUGAAGCACUAAUGGGACUUCAACAUUUGCAUAACAACAAGACCAUCCAUCGUGAUGUAAAAGGAAAUAACAUCCUGUUGACCACAGAAGGCGGAGUUAAACUUGUAGAUUUUGGUGUGUCUGCACAGCUCACCAGCACCUGGCACCGCCGGAACACGUCCGUAGGAACACCAUUUUGGAUGGCUCCUGAGGUGAUUGCAUGUGAACAGCAAUUGGAUACCACUUAUGACGCCAGGUGUGACACGUGGUCCCUGGGGAUCACGGCCAUCGAGCUAGGGGAUGGAGACCCUCCACUAGCCGACCUGCAUCCCAUGCGAGCACUCUUCAAAAUACCAAGGAAUCCACCCCCCAAACUAAGGCAGCCUGAGAUGUGGUCAGCAGAAUUCAAUGAUUUCAUUAGCAAGUGCUUGACUAAAGAUUAUGAAAAGCGUCCAACAGUGUCAGAUCUUCUGCAGCAUAAAUUCAUUACUCAAAUUGAGGGAAAAGACGUGAUGUUGCAAAAACAACUCAUGGAAUUCAUUGACAUUUAUCAAUGCAUGGGAGGCACAGAAAAGGCCAGACAUGAACGUAUUCACACCAAGAAAAGUAACUUCAGCAGACCUUUAAUUUCCAGUCUGAAGGAUGUAGAUGAUUUAGCAACCCUAGAAGUUUUGGAUGAGCAUACAGUCUCUGAGCAACUUGAGAAGUGUUAUUCCAGAGAUCAGAUUUAUAUCUAUGUGGGAGACAUACUCCUUGCUCUUAACCCUUUCCAGAGUCUGGGUCUUUAUUCCAAAGAGCAUUCCAAACUCUAUAUUGGAGCAAAGAGAACUGCCAACCCUCCUCACAUUUUUGCAGUGGCUGACUUAGGCUACCAGUCGAUGGUAACAUAUAAUUCAGAUCAGUGCAUUGUUAUUUCUGGGGAAAGUGGUGCUGGAAAGACGGAAAGUGCUCAUCUUUUAGUUCAGCAGCUGACCGUGCUCGGAAAGGCUAAUAACAUAACCCUUCAGGAGAAGAUUUUACAAGUGAACAAUUUGGUGGAAGCCUUUGGCAAUGCGUGCACCAUUAUCAAUGACAAUUCUAGCCGAUUUGGAAAAUAUUUAGAAAUGAAAUUCACCUCUUCUGGAGCUGUGGUGGGAGCAGAGAUUUAUGAGUACCUUCUGGAGAAAUCCCGAGUUGUCCACCAAGCCCUUGGAGAAAAAAACUUCCAUGUUUUUUACUACAUCUAUGCUGGUUUAGCUGAAAAGAAGAAACUAGCCCAUUACAAAUUGCCUGAAAACAAGCCUCCCAGAUACCUACAAAAUGACCACCUCAGAACAGUACAGGACAUGAUGAAUAAUAGUUUCUAUAAAUCUCAAUAUGAAUUAAUUGAGCAAUGUUUCAAAGUCAUAGGUUUUACAAUGGAGCAACUUGGAAGUGUAUACAGUAUACUUGCUGCCAUCUUGAAUGUUGGGAACAUUGAAUUUUCCUCAGUGGCAACUGAACACCAGGUGGACAAGAGCCACAUUUCCAACCUUGCUGCUCUGGAGAACUCUGCUUCUUUGCUUUGCAUUCAGUCAGAUGAGCUACAAGAAGCCCUCACCUCCCACUGUGUGGUCACUAGAGGAGAAACCAUUAUACGACCCAACACUGUAGAAAAAGCUACUGAUGUCAGAGAUGCUAUGGCUAAAACUUUAUAUGGCCGUCUCUUUAGUUGGAUAGUUAAUCGCAUUAACAGCUUAUUGAAGCAUGACACAUCACCAAGUGGGAAUGGUGAUGAACUGAGCAUUGGCAUACUGGAUAUAUUUGGCUUUGAAAAUUUCAAAAAAAAUUCCUUUGAGCAGCUUUGCAUUAACAUUGCAAAUGAACAAAUUCAGUAUUAUUUUAAUCAACACGUGUUUGCAUGGGAACAGAAUGAAUAUGUCAAUGAGGAUGUUGAUGCCAGAGUGAUUGAAUAUGAAGAUAACCGGCCCAUCCUAGAUAUGUUUCUGCAGAAGCCAAUGGGUUUACUAUCCCUACUUGAUGAAGAAAGUAGAUUUCCCAAGGCCACUGACCAGACUCUUAUAGAAAAAUUUGAAGAUAAUCUGAAGUCACAGUACUUCUGGAGGCCCAAAAGAAUGGAACUUAGUUUUGGAAUUCACCAUUUUGCAGGAAAGGUCCUCUAUAAUGCAAGUGGGUUCUUAGCUAAAAAUAGAGACACUCUUCCAACUGAUAUUGUGCUGCUCUUGAGGUCAUCAGAAAACAGUGUAAUUCGACAACUAGUUAACCACCCUCUGACAAAAACAGGUAAUCUGCCACAUUCAAAAACUAAAAAUAUAAUAAACUAUCAAAUGAGAACUUCAGAAAAAUCAAUCAACCUGACAAAGGGUGAAACUGGAGAAACCACACGUCAUGCUAGAGAGACGACCAACAUGAAGACACAAACAGUUGCAUCAUAUUUUAGAUAUUCCCUGAUGGAUUUGUUAUCUAAAAUGGUGGUGGGCCAACCUCAUUUUGUUCGAUGCAUCAAACCAAAUAAUGAACGUCAAGCAAGGAAAUACGACAAAGAGAAAGUUCUGCUACAGCUCCGCUACACAGGAAUUCUGGAAACAGCAAGAAUUCGAAGGCUGGGAUAUUCACAUCGGAUACUUUUUGCUAACUUUAUAAAGCGGUACCAGGUUCUCUGCUACAAGUGGAGUGAGGAGCCCCCCGUGAGCCCUGACACCUGUGCAGCCAUUUUGGAAAAAGCUGGUCUCGAUAACUGGGCCCUUGGAAAAACAAAAGUGUUUCUUAAAUAUUAUCAUGUGGAACAGUUAAAUUUAAUGCGAAAGGAAGCCAUUGACAAGCUUAUUUUGAUUCAAGCCUGUGUCAGAGGAUUCUUGGGUUCAAGAAGGUACCAAAAAAUACAGGAGAAAAGGAAAGAGAGCGCUAUAAUAAUCCAGUCAGCUGCAAGAGGACUUCUAGCCAGGAAGCAAAGAAAAGAAAUCGUUAACACCAAAAACACAGCAGUAACAACCAUUCAGACUCAGGAUCAGGAAUUUGACUACAAGAAAAACUUUGAAAAUAAAAGGGAGCUUUUUGUGAAGAAACAGGCAGAAAAUGCAGCCCCUACUAAUGAAAGAAUCAGUCCAGCUCCAAAUAACAAGACUUCUACUUUCAAAGCUGAAGAGGAAGCCACUCAUGCUGUCGAAAGUAACAACAGGGGUUAUCAUACUCAGAAGAAAAUGAAUAAUGUGUAUGGGGAAGAGGCCAAGCAAGAAUUGUAUCUGGUGGGGGACCCUUGGACAGAAGUAAGCCCCAGACAGAAGUAUAUGAAAGACCUGGAAGAGAACAAUAAAAUAAGCAAAGAGGAGAAGGAGGCUCCUGUGAUCCAGAAUUACUACCAAAGCUACACAGAGGAAAGGAAUUCUGAAGACUUAAAAGCAGGGAACCUAGAAAGGAAGGCCAUAUCAGAAAGGCCAAGCUACCCAGGACUUUGGUUAGCCGAGAAUGAAACUAAGCCGCCUUCUUUUAAACAACCUUUGCAACCUAGUCUUAGCCAGAGGUCAGUUUAUAAAAAUGCUGACAGCAAGGAGAAAGAAAAGAAGACAUCUGUGGUCACCCAGAAUGCACCCACAUGCAGCCCACAGAGAAGCCACCUGAGGCUCGGGAUGGCCAAAGAGAGUCAAGUUGAACCACCAACACGAGCCCAGGACAAAGAGGAUAAAGCGGCCGUGUUCAUUCAAAGCAAAUACCGGGGUUACAGGAGAAGGCAGCAGUUAAGGAAGGACAGGAGGUCUUCUUUUAAAAAUCAAAAUAUCGUUCCAACAAUGACAGAAGUAGCAAGAAAUACUCACAAUUUGUAUCCCUGCUCCACAAAACAUGAGGAAUCCUGUAAUAUCAACAUGAGGAAUGAUAAAGACUCAAAAGCAAUGUCAGAAAAAGAAGCAUGUGACUUGGCAAUGUUUUCAAAACAGAUAUCAAAGUUAUCUGAAGAAUAUUUCAUUCUGCAGAAAAAACUGAAUGAAAUGAUUUUGUCACAGCAACUGAAGCCUCUUUAUCUGGGUGUCUGUCCUCAUAAGCCAAUUAAUAGACGAGUCUCUCCUCAGCAGUACCUCUCAGGUGUUUCUAAAGGAGAGGAGCCAAAAAUAUUGAGACCCCCAAGACGACCCCGGAAACCCAAAACAUUAAAUAACCCUGAAGACUGCACAUACUAUUAUCUACUACAUAAGUCAAUCCAAGAAGAAAAACGAAGACCAAGGAAAGAUAGUCAGGGAAAAUUAUUAGAUUUGGAAGAUUUCUAUUAUAAGGAAUUUUUGCCCAAUCAUUCUGGACCAAAGGAACAUAACCCUAGUUUACAAGAACGAAGACAACAGAGAGAACUCCAGAAUCAAUGUUUUAAGGCUGAUGAAAGGUGCUGGGCGGUGGAGGAUCCCCAGAAGGAGGAGGAGGAGGGGGAGAAUGGACCCUCGAGCAAUCCCUACGACUACAGGAGGCUCCUGCGCAAAACCUCCCAGCGCCGGCGCCUGGUCCAGCAGGUGUAGCCCGUCUGCCACAGCGGCAGCUGUAACGUGCCCGAGACUGCUGCUUGCAGGGUCCAACGCGCUGAAGUCUGGACCCCGAUCUUGGCAGGGGCUACCCACUGCGCUCUCCAUGGAGGGCCUCGGCCAGCUUUGGCGCUCGGAGGGCGAAGACCUGGGAGCUCUUCGGACGCCCACUGGCUGCGCUCCCUCACCCUCCACUCCCACCAGCCCACCAGCCCCUGUCGCCGGCCCCCAAGGCAGCGCUUUGUUCACUUGGCUGCCACACUCCUUCUGAUGACUGGAAGGCGCCCGAGCUCUCAUUGACCCCCCUCCCCCUCCUCUCUCAUUUUGGGCGACUUCAAAGAGUUCCUACUUCCUGGAAACGCCUCUCCCAGACCGCGGCACACUCGUGGGUGGGUUGAGUCUCUUAAAACAGAAUAAAUCCUGAGGAGAGGCAUGAGGAUGUGGGGAAGUUUUGAAGAUGAACUUAAACUCGUGCUUUGCC
Myotis daubentonii (Daubenton's bat) is the source of this 5340-nucleotide messenger RNA. It is a transcript of the gene MYO3A, whose product is annotated as myosin IIIA. Gene Ontology annotation, biological process: sensory perception of sound; positive regulation of filopodium assembly; peptidyl-serine phosphorylation. Gene Ontology annotation, cellular component: myosin complex; filopodium tip; photoreceptor inner segment. NCBI's taxonomy places the organism in Eukaryota, Metazoa, Chordata, Mammalia, Chiroptera, Vespertilionidae. Gene Ontology annotation, molecular function: ATP binding; protein binding; microfilament motor activity. The record is from RefSeq and is a predicted model, not a curated record.